This is a messenger RNA of Seminavis robusta, 1302 nucleotides long. The record is from the annotation of a GenBank genome assembly. Lineage: Eukaryota; Bacillariophyta; Bacillariophyceae; Naviculales; Naviculaceae.
AUGGCAUCCUCGCCACCGAUUUGGAAGUCACGCGAGAACAUUCAAUACACAUAUUUGGUAUGGCCCAUGCGAUUUGAUCUUCAUGCUUGCAUGAGGAAUGACGUGAGAAAGUGUUACGCCGCCGUCAGCAAUGCCACCUUGGAUGCACUCUAUCAUUACUAUUUUCAAAAGGAACUUUGUCCAGUCGGCACAGCCGGAGAGAAUUGCGAAUUGCCCUGCGAUCCCAAUCACGGGAGUGCCAAUGCCCGGGGUGUUUGUGUCUGCGAAUCCAACAAAUGGACCGGUGUCGAUUGCAGUCUGGAAGUGCCCGAAAAUACCAACAUGAUCCCACCCACACUGAAAUGGAUUGCCUACACCAUGCUGGGCAUUAAUCUUGCCGUCAUGGUACUGUGUGCCAUUUGGUUGUUUUGGCAAAAGGACAGUACGCAAGUGCGCAUCAGUCAACCCUUCUUUUUGGCAUUGGUGCUCGUCGGAGCGCCGUGUCGUUUACAUUUGGUAGCUCUGUUUGCCAAGAUUCGACGUGUUUAUGGCAUUUUCAAGUCGGCGGCCACCCCCGGAACCGCUCGGAAAAUAUCCGUCACCUUUCAGGAAACCAUUGCGGUCAUUGGCCUGGUGCUGUUGGAUAUUGCACAGGCGAAGAUUGGGUUGAUUUUGGUGAGGAUCAUUGCCGCACUUGCCUUGGCUUGUGGGGACGGCGUGCUACCUCUGCUAUGUGGCCAGAAAUAUCCCUUCCAAGUUUUCGGAAUCCAAGUAUUUGAGUAUUGCCAUGAUUUCCAAUCUUCAGUCGCUUGCAAGAAUGCUCCGAAAGUGCUCACUAACAACAUGAUGAAACACUUGAAUGGUACCAGGAACGAUCUUGCAGUGGUGCUAUUGAUAUUUGGCAAUCUCAUAUACAACGCCCAUUUCCACUUGGAAGCAGCAGAACCCGAAGCUGUCAAAGCCGCAAUCGGACAAGCCAUUCAGAGUUUCUCCACCACUCGCGAAAGUCGACGAAUCUCUCGACUGAGCUCACAAUUCACAUCCACAACAGCCUAUUCCCCGGGAGUCAACAGCAGCUUCCAAGGGAGUGGCCAGGUCUCCAUGAAUGGAUCUGCACACCUUUUCACCAACAACCAGCCAACACAAAUAUUGCAACAAAGCGACCGAGAAAAAGAUCCAAAGAGACGAAGUACUAAUAAGAACUCUUCGAUCUCUUCGGCAAAGGAGAUCACGUUGACACAAGAGCGAGUUGGAGGAGAGCAACUCUUCGUCUCUGCGGCGUGGGGAACCCCAACGACGGCUGCAAGAUUCACGCCAUUCUGA